CGGGCUGGGGGUUCGGCUGCGAGCUCCCGUGUCGGUGCGGCAGGGCCCGAGCUCCCCGGUGCCGCUGCCCGCGGGCGCGGCGGAUCCCGACGAGCGGCGCAAAGAAUCGGACCGUGUUGAGGGGGGUCGAGCAAAACCUGUUGCUCUCUAACCCCUCUUCUGCUGGGGUUCGGGCUGCCCCGGGUAGCUCGGUGUCCUUGUCGCACUUCCUUGCCAGUGUCCCAGCGGGGCUCUGCCGGAUGAGCCCUGGCAAGGCUUACUGAAAAGACAAAACACGUUCUCGCCCUGCCUCUCUCUCAGGUGACCGCGGUCCAGCAGCAGAGCUGGCAGGAGCUCAUCGCUGCUGUGCCCAAAGGCCCGUAAUUCCUUUCGGUGUGCUACUUUAAGCUAUGGAUGAGUAUCUUACGAGUGCUGCGCCAAGACAGUUCUGCUGUCACCCGGGAGAGCCAGGCCAGCUGUGGGCUGGUACCUGUUCUGCUCUACAAACCCCUCUUUGGGGGUUGUAGCUGAGCUGAGUGAACCGCUGAGAUGUCACAACAUGCACAUAACCACAGUGCCCCCGAGUUACACCCUGCACACAUCGUUCUUGCACUGCUCAGUCCCUUUGUCUCCUCUAGCGAGCUGGUGUUGUAAGUGCUGCUCACCUGGGGGGAAAUGGGAGUACCAAGGGGAGCACUGAACACAGCCUUAUGAAAUUAUUAUUAAUGUCUCCUUUAGGCCUGAAAUUCCUCUUGCUAGUCUUCCGUUCUGUUAAAUGCUUCGCAAACCAGAGCAAAGGAAGAGACAAGAAGAGUUGAAUUUCACUGCCUUGUUUGGAACUGGGUGGAAAUCCUGGAGAUGGAUCUCUUAGGAGUCUGUCUUCCAAUUGGGUUAGAUGCACAGGAGCAAUGGAUCGCCCCAGCUACCUGGAAGAGGAUUAUUCUAGCCUGGAUGGGCUGGACGAUGACGUGUUUCACUCUGAUGACUUUGGACUUGCAGGUCAGCCUGGUGAGAUGACUGCAACUGGCAUUUUCACACAGAACCAGUCCUACAGCUGUCUUCUGGGGAGGUUUCAACUAUUCCCCCUCACACACUGCUGUGGUCCCGGUAUCAGGCAUCCUGAGCAGCAGGACAAGGCAACUCAAACACUCAGCCCGUCCUCUUCCAGUCAGGAUGUUAUGUUGCCUUGUGGAGUCACUGAAGAGCCCCGGAGACUCUUCUAUGGGAAUGCUGGUUACCGUUUACACAUCCCUCCAGCUGACUUUGUGUUGGAUCCGCACCUCCAAGAGGAGCCUCAGGAAGGUCAGCGGGAAGCGCGUGCCGAGGUGCAGAUUGCACGGAAGUUGCAGUGCAUUGCUGACCAGUUCCACCGGCUCCACAUACAGAGGCAUCAGCAGAACAGAAAUCAAGUGUGGUGGCAGCUUUUUCUCUUCCUACACAACUUGGCCUUAAACGCAGAGGUGAACAGGAACCACACUGGGCAGAGGUGAGCUUCGCCUGCCUGUUUCAGGCCGCAUCCAGUCUGCAGGGAGCACUGAACAAACACUGGUUCGGGGGCGAGACAUUGCACACCGCCGGCCGGAUGUGAGGACUCUGAAUUUCUGACACUCGUCUUCAAGUUUGAGGGUUUUUACGGACUCUUCUUUGCCGCUGCCUGCCUCGCGAGGCAGGGAGCUCUUGUCCAACACUGUCGAAGGAAAGCCAGAAUGUGGGUGUGUUUGGUAAAGCUUGCUGCUGGUUCCUCGCGCCAGUGACCUCUGUGCAAGGGAGGCAGGUAUUAGACUAAGAGCUUCCUCUGCCCUGUGUGCUAGUCAGUGGUAGAGUGCAGGAGUGUCAUUUUGGCUGCUAGUAAAAAAUGAUGCCUGGGAUUGAUGACUCUAAACAUGCUUUGGGUAUCUUCCAGAGCAGAGAUGCUCGAUUCCUCCUCAAAGAAAGUUCUUUUUAGUAAUGAAAACAUUCAAGUAUCUUAUACCCAUCAAGUUACUUGUUUUCUGCAUGGGUUACUGUUUAUUUACCUGCAUGAUGUGUGAGAGAACAUCACAAAGAAAUCUGAUCUCUUCAGUCUUUCCACUGGGCACCAGUUGCAGUUUUCUCAUAUGAAGUUGUUCUUUGUCAUUACCAUCAAUACAAAAAAUCAUUUCAGUAGAACAGUCUUAAAAUUAAACCUUGCAGGGGUUGCUGGUGGCUAUUAGUUUCUGCCACUGUUUGUUUCCAGUUCAGUGUUCACAGUGCCCAUGAGCCAGCAUAAAGCCAAAAACCGUAGAAUAUGGCACAAGCAUCAUUCUUCUACAAUGCUAAUGUAUAUGUUUUUAUUAGUUUUAUCAUGGGUGUUUGUUUUGGUUUUCUUUUCUUGUACUAUAAUAUGGUUGGUCAGGAAGGCUAUCCCAGGCAUCCGAUAGUUUUGCUUCAGGAUUUGACAGGGAAAUUAAUUAGCAACUAGUCUGACCUGUACACUGUAUAAGCAGUCUGUCCAUUACUCUAAUGUGUAAUGUUUGGAGGCUACUGUAAGCAUAUUUGACUAGCAGCAGUAGUAUGACUUCAAGGGAGAUCUUUUAACAGUUCCCAGUUUGUAUCACUCAGAAGUUUGUCCACACGACUGGUACUAUUGGACGAGCACAGGAAAAUUACCCUACCAAAAGGAAGUAGCCUUAAAUAUCGAUUGCUACUCUCUGUAGCCUUAACUAUCAUUAGUUCAUAAACCCAGUGACAGCUAGGGUAAAACACAAACAGAAAGGCAAUACAGACUGUAUUUUCUUCAGACCAUUUCCGCAUUGCCACUACACCUUGUUGUAGGCCUCAAAUGAUACCAGUAUGAGGAAAAGCUGUCCAAAGAAUUGCUCUUCAGUCUUGUUACAGAUGUUGACUUCAGGUGUUGAGGAAUUCAGCUCUUGGUCCACUCUGAAAAUUAAGCAUUACUGUGCGGGGAAAGUAGUCUACUUGCACAUAUGCUUUCUCUUCCGCCCUUCUCUGCUUAUCCUUCUCUAAUUCAUGCUUUCUCUGGUAUUUGUAUAAUCUCAUCAUUGCACUGUAGUGUCUGGUAACAGUUUGCUGAACACAGUUAAAUUUGGACUUUCUCCCUCUCUCCCAGCCCCAUUCUCUUGGUUUGCAUCCUGCUCUACUGUGGCAAAAUGUGCUUUAGCUCCCUGAAAGAGGUCCCCACUCUUUUUUCACUUGCAUGUAUUCACACUCUCUUUUUCAGCAUAAGGAGAGUUUAUGUGAGCAAAGCUUUUUUUUUUCUCCUCUUAUGUUAUUUUUCUAGCUAGAGCUAGAGUAAUAUGUUUGUCCAUGAUGGUUAAUAAUUCGUAUCAGUGAAUCUCAAGUAAUAUUUUGGGGGGUGGGUUUUAUGAAGAGGGAGGGUGGGAGAUUUAUUUAGGAGGGGGGAUUGGUUUCGGGUUUGUGUUGUUUAAGCAUGUGCACUACAGAAUUACCCAGAGGGAUACACGUGAUAGCUGUUGUUGACUGUGCUGCAGGAGUAUGGAAAGCCACUCUCUAUCCAUGAUGGCAGAGAUGAGGCUUUCAAUAUCUUGCUUUGCACAGUCUGCUUGGAGUAACUGCUGGUCAUUGGAGAACACAGACUUAAAUGCGGGGGAAAGGGUGAGUGGUAGUGCAAGCAGAGACUGAAUUGGUGAUCUCUGGGAAGCUGGAUGUUAAGAAUACUCUUAAAAGCUCUUAAAGAGGCAGGAGUGGAAGUGCUAAGGCUCAGGAAGCAAUGCAGCAGUGCUGCCUGCCCACAGGGCAUGCCCUCGGAUGUGAUGCUUGUGUUUUCCCACUGGUUGCCAGAAGCCCUUCAUCAGGAGCAAAGCUAGACCCUAUACCAGUCUUCAAUACCUAAAGGGUACUUACAAGAAAGCUGGAGAGGGACUUUAUACAAGGGCAUGUAGUGACAAGAUAAGGGGGAACAGCUUUAAGCAGGCAGAGGGGAUUUCUAUUAGACAUUAGGAAGCAAUUCUUCAGUAUGAGGAUGGUGAGGCACUGGAACAGGUUGCCCCGGUAAGCUGUGUCUACCCCAUUCCUGGCAGUGUUCAAGGCCAGGCUGGAUGGGGCUUUGAGCAACCUGGUCUAGUGGAAGAUGUCCGUGCCCACCGCAGGGGGUUGAAAAUAGAUGAUCUUUAAUGUUCCUUCCAUCCCAAACCGUUGUAUGAAUCUAUGAUUCUGUGGUAAUAGCCCUGCAAACUACAAAAAGUUCAGGAAGUGCAUCUGAUACUUAAAAAACAUAGUGAACUUUCCCUUUCCCCUCUCCCUUGGCGUGACUGCAAAACAGGCCAGUGAGGCCUGUUCUCUGGAUGUGUAAGCUCUAAAGAUAGAUCUGGUACUGGGACUUUCUGGUGUUGCGACCCAACCAGUUUAUCUAGGGUAAGACUCUUGUUAUCAUGGAGAAACAAGUAUCUGAGACCAUUCCUCACUCAAGCUGCCUGCCUCAAUAGAGUAAAUGGGCUUUGGGAAAGACACAUCUUUGCCAGUCUGUAUUUCCCACUGUAACAACAGACUUACCAAAAUUGGUCAUGCCAGGGUCUCAAGUUAAAAUCUCCUUGAACAGUACUUCACUGGAGACAUAGAGCUAAUGCUAGACAAAGGCUGACUUCCUGCAAUAUGUGUGCUGGUUACCGGUGCCAGAGAUUUACAACCACUGAUAAUAUAUUUUAAUUAUAUUCGAUAUCUGCAUAUCUUGGAGAAAGGAAAUAUGCUCUGUCAACCCAAAAGUCUUAUUUUGUUUCAUGUAGAUUUGGAGAGGCAGGGUGGUUAUUCACUUAGGGACAAGCAGCUAUUUCAUACUUACCUACUUGAGGAAAUAGUGGUAAGAUUUCACAUGUUUAUGAAUGAAUACACAGAUGCACAGCACCCAUGUAUUUGUCACCCAUUCCAUGUUAGUAAGGCUCCUUGAUCAUGCACUCAGGAGAUCUUUACUGCAGAGCAGCUGUUGCAGUGUGGCCACAGACAUACAUCAAUUCUUUGGGGAAACAGUUCAAGGAACAUGCUUUAAGUCAUGUUAGUGAAGGGGUAUGGUGGGGUUUUUACAUAUUAGUUUGUCUUGGUGAAAGGAAGGGGAUACUGUUUCUCUCUGUGUUGUAAAACUACAGCCUAACAAUUUGAAAGUCCGAUCUUUCUCCUAAAAUCGAUUCCUAUUUUUAAGGAGCAGUUCUGAAGAAGAGCUUGAGCUGCUGCUGAUGGUACCAGCAGCCUUGAAGUAUCUUGCUUGCUGUUCCCAGAUCUCCAAAAUACCUUCAGACCUCAGCUCUCUUCCCUAGGGGACGGAGUUCUUCCUAUCUCAUCCUAACUUUCCACCCGUUUGAAUAUCUUGUAACCUGCCUAUCCCUGGAUCCAGCAAGCCUGGUGCUAGUAGGGAAUAGUUAGUUUUAUUUUUGUUUCCUGCAAUUCUUGAAAGCUGAGCCAGUAAUCACAAAGUGACUGCCCAGGGAUAGCUGCAAACUGCCUUAAGUAAGAUACAACAAAGGCAGGGGAGAGGAUGAAUUCAGAUGGAAAGGGUUGCCUUUGGAUCUGUAUGUGGGACUGCAGCCUACUCCCAAGGUGCUGAUAAUCCCUGGUAGCACUGAAUUCCUGCAUAACUGAUCACAUAUCUCAGUUUAAAUAGCUGGUUGUUUUUAAAUGUUUGUUGGCAACUCUUGUUAGAGAAGUCCUGAAAGAAACUUAGCGGCCUUUGCUUCGGAGCUGCGUAUCAACAAGAGAAUAGAGGCAAGGAACACAGUCCUUCUUGAUGUAGAAAGGGUGAUUGCAAAGACUUUCUUUCUACUGGCCAUUUACUUUGUCCUCUCAAGCCUGGGUAAACGUAUAGGCAACGUGUGCAUGUGAGGUUGCUAUAGUCCUGGAGCUGCUCUAUAGCAGUCACUGCAGGUGUACCCAAGGUUGAACUUCAUUUAGUUUGGUGCUUGGCUCUUCUGGGAAACUGCAGAUUCUGCCCAUUAGUAGAGAAGGGAGAAGGGUUGGGGCUUUUUUAAGAAAAACAGGAUUACUUGGGGCAGCUAUUGCAGUGUGACCCUAUCAUGGAUUCCACCCUUCUGCUGCUGUUCCUGACCCAUAUCUCUGCUGAAGCGGAGGGAAUGGUAAGACUGUGACAUGCUGAAUGGUGUGCUAUUGAUGAUAUUUUAAAAGGGAAAAUAGGGAGAACACUCAGCAUAUGUGCUAGGAGCAAAUGAGAAUGCAGAUACGUGGAGGUUUUACCAGUGGUAUUUACUGCGGGAUUAUAAGGAAUAAAAGGACCAUGGAAUGCCUGUUCAUACUUACGGGAGCUCUGCACAUGGACCAAGCACUAUUGAGUAUUAGCACAAUUUGACAACAAAGGUUUUUAAUAAUGUCCUUCAAAAGAGUCUGUCUUUCAAACUGGCAUUUGUGAUCAUGUGCAAAAUUGCCUACCUGUUGCCUUUGAUUGUUUUAGCAAGAAGAAAUACCUCAAGGAACUGGUAAAAGGUCCGAGGACAAUCUUUUACAGUUCCUAAAGACUUCAGUGGUCUCUGUUUCUUUGGUUUGCAUGUGUUCACACGGGUGUUACACAGCUCAGUUCUUCUCCACCAGGAAAAGCAGAAAAGACCAAACACAUCAAAUGCACUGGAAUGUAACUGUGUGUGCGUGUGUGUGUGUGUGUGUGCACGUGUGUGUAUGUGUAUUCUUAAACUGAAUGCAGUCUGACAUCCCCUACCCCUUCUUUCUUCCAUGUGCCUCACCUUCCCCCUUAGCCACAGAAAGGAGGGUCUCUUCCUGUGAAUCCCAUGCUGGAAGUUGGUUUCUGGGAAGCAAAACCUAAUGUCUGUGGGCUGGUUUUUAAAGCCAUGUUUCAGUUCUGUCUUCAGACUCUUUGCUGCCUUUGGGGAAUGGAGGGGUGGGAAGGGUAGAUUCUUAAGCUGUUUUUAAAAUCUAUUAUGGAAAUUUUGCAUGUUUAAAGUUAUUCUUAAAUCUAAAGGAGUCUCCCCAAUUUGUGGACACAGCUUCAGGAGAGCAUCGCCACAGAUUCCUCAGCUCUGUCUUUGAUCAGACUAUAUUAAAAGUGAAAAAAUGGAUGAAAAAAGGGGGAGAGACUGAUGUGAUGGAAAGACAACAUUGUCAGUAUCUCCUUAAAUAAAUGUCAGAAGUUAGGCUUGUAAAAGGGGAAUUUCAAAACAGCCCAAGGGAUUUGUAUGUCUGUUUCCUAUGGGUACAUUUGAAAUUCCUGCCACUAAAUUUGGUCUUGGGCAUCUGGACUGUUGGGGGUUUUUGGUAAAACUAGUCAUAUAUCUCUUCUGUUCUCUUCAGUGGUUGGUAGUACAGUCUGCCAUGUUUCUAGGUGAAAUACACUGCUGAGAGUACUGUGAAAUUGCAUUCACGUUUUCUCCCUCCCCUUCCUGCAUAACUUUUCUACUUUUGUGGGAUACCUUUUUUUUUCUUUCCUUAAACUUCAGAGUCCUUCCUCUGGAAUUCAAAAAGGGUGAGCUAGAAUUUGCAAUGUACUUAAUAAACUCCCUCAGUGGAGGGUUUCCCCAUGAAUUCUGAUAUUCACCAGAAUAUGAUACUGUCCUGCUGCAGAAGUAAACCCGAUGCUCUCCUGUGAGGUUUCUGUCUGGAUUAGUCCUGAAGUGCACACACCUUCUUUGCCAUGGACUGAGACCCAGUGAGAAUGUAGCAUUUUGUUUAUCCUGGUUGUGUGCCUCCAGGACUCCUGCCUGUACCAAUGGUGACUGGGCAGAGCUCCUUUUGUUUUUGUAUCUGUGCAGUAUAUUUGCUUUGUGCUUUCUUUCUUUGGUGCUUUUUAAUACUGUAAUACUAAUUUUUUUCUAAUAACUGGUACAAUUUUUAAUAAAAUUGUUAAAUUCUU
Pezoporus occidentalis (night parrot) is the source of this 7780-nucleotide messenger RNA. It is a transcript of the gene BMF, whose product is annotated as Bcl2 modifying factor. Gene Ontology annotation, biological process: negative regulation of autophagy; positive regulation of apoptotic process; apoptotic process. Bases 888 to 1469 code for a protein of 193 amino acids. The record is from RefSeq and is a predicted model, not a curated record. Gene Ontology annotation, cellular component: myosin complex. The transcript is spliced from 4 exons. NCBI's taxonomy places the organism in Eukaryota, Metazoa, Chordata, Aves, Psittaciformes, Psittacidae.